GGCACUUCAUUUGGUAAUAUAUUAGAGAUAUUAUCUCGCAAAUAUCUCUGCAAAGUAGGGGCGUCUAAAUCACGAUAAAGAUAAUCAUGCGUAAUUUUGGCUCACGCGGUCGUUAUAUUUCAAAAUUGGUGGCACUUACCUUAUUGACACGUACACCAUACGGUUACUCCCAGCGACGAAUGAAAUGUCAUAAACGCACAGCUAUGAAUUCGCGCUAGUUAGAAAGAAAUAGCAAUUUAAAAAAAAUGCAUGCGUAAAUUUUACGCAGAUUAUCUUUCUAGGGUUAAACUAGCUUUAUAAGUAAGAUGAAUACAAGCCAGAGUUAUAAAAUGAAGGAGAAUGCAACGGACCACGGCGACAGUAAAGCGAAAUCCACACCAAUUGCGAUGGUGGCACCAGAACUGAAACAGAAUGCGGACGCAGACACAGAGAUAACUAAGACAUGUGCAGUUCUGGGGUGUGAAGACUUCAAGAAUUUAGAUGCUGAAUCCUUUUUUAGAUUUCCUGAAGACUCCAGCCUGAGACAGAUAUGGACGGACCUAACAGGCCGCAACAACUGGACUCCAACCGACUUCUCCUACAUCUGCAUGCAACACUUCUCUAUUGACUGUUUCAAAUGCGACGAGGAUGACCAAAUGGUCCUCGUGGAUAAGGCAGUACCAUCGCUCAAGUUACCUAGACAUGUUUUGGAGGUUGAAUACAUAGAUGAAGAAACUCUAGACAAUGAAGAAGAUGAAGAUUACAUGACCACCGAUGAAGAAGAGGACAAAGCCAACAAUAUGUCCUUAGACCUCAACAUACCUCAGUCAGAACUAGAUAGUAUUGAACUGCUCAAACUGUUCUCUGAAGUACAGAGACUGCAGAGACAAGCUGUCGGACUAAAAGACAAACUCAAAUACAACAUGAAAGUACACAACAGACAAAAUAGAUUCCUAAAGAGAAUAAAAGAAAUUAUAGAGAUGAAGAAAAAGGUUUUAAAUCAGAAACGGAAGAAAAAAUGCAGGAUCUUACUAUCAUUGCAGGAUAAAAUAAAAGAGGAUACAACAGGAUUAGUCUUGGCUAUGCCAAUGCGGCAGACGGAAGACAUGAAAAAUUUCGCGCUUAGCAUUUACAAGUAUUCGCCGCAAGCAUACAUUUAUAUUAGGAACACGUUAAGGACAAUGUUGCCAAGUACUGAAAUUCUGGACUCUUGGAUCACGGCGGGUUACCAGCCUAGAAACGUUUUAGCCAAUAGCAACCUCAUUAAAGUGGUAGCUGAACAAACAGAGACGCAACUGUCGUGUAAAGUUAUGAUAGGAUAAUAAGUGUAAAUCACGGAAAUAUUGUUUUUUUAAUAAACUAGGAAUUUUUCCAGUU
Molecule: messenger RNA, 1356 nt
Organism: Helicoverpa armigera (cotton bollworm)
Lineage: Eukaryota; Metazoa; Arthropoda; Insecta; Lepidoptera; Noctuidae
Product: THAP domain-containing protein 1
Exons: 5
Coding region: 306-1301 (331 amino acids)
Molecular function (GO): sequence-specific DNA binding
Source: RefSeq, a predicted model, not a curated record